CGCCCCGGAGCCCGGCCGAGCAAGCCGCUCAUGCGCAGCCUGAACGAGCCAGCUCUGCUUCCGAAGACCGGAAGGGAAGGGACAGAACUCAGCAGGGACGCGGGGACCCCGAGAGCCGCGCCCUAAAAGGCGUUCCCAGCAUGCCCUACGAUGCUCCAGUCCAGCGCAGUACUCCAGCUCCCAGAGGCCCCUGCGCGGAGCCGCUCCGCAGCCGCGCCUUUGUGAGCUCUACUGGCGCCGCGAGAUCGAGCCCCGGCCCCGGCCAGACCUGCGUCGGCGCCGAGCGAGAGGUGACGAGGCCUGAGGAGGCGCUCGGUGAGGAGCGAGUUGACUUUCUCAGGACCUCUGCCUGCUCCCAGAAACACAGUCACGAAGCUUUAGCGCCAUGUCCAAGAGUUUGCUGACAUUUGAGGACGUGUCUGUAAACUUCACUCAAGAGGAGUGGCAAUGGCUGAGUGACACACAGAGAGACUUGUACAGGAAGGUGACACUGGAGAACUAUAGCAGCCUUGUGUCGCUGGCAGGCAUUCCUGUUUACAAACCAGCUGUGAUCUCAUUACUGGAACAAGGACAAGACCCCUGGAUGGUGCAGAAGGGAGCAAGAGACCCCCGUCCUGAUUGGGAGCAUAUAGUCAAAGGCACUGAAUGUAUAUCAAAGCAAGAUACUCUUAGAGAAUCUGCCAAAGCCCCAACAAAGGGAAGAAGCCAUUUUCGUUCCAGCCUUGACUGUCCCAAUUUGAAAGAAGACCGUGACAGUGAACACUGGUUUAAGGACAGGUUGGGCGGUCAGGAGGUGCAUUCCCAUCAGUUUCUCAUCAGUCAUAAAGAAGUCCCUGAAGAUGAAAUUGAUGGGUGUAACCCAUCUUGGCAAGCCUUCCGUCGGGAUGCAAUACUAGCUAUGCCACAGAGAUCCUCUACCAAAGAAAGGAUAGAUCAGAGCGAGCCACGGAAGAGGACUUCCCGGAAAAAGUCUGUGGAAAUGAAACCUAAGAAGGUCCAGGUAGAAAAGAAAAUCCUGAAGUGCACUGAAUGUGAAAAAGUCUUUAACCAGAGCUCAUCCCUCACUCUCCAUCAGAGAAUUCACACUGGAGAGAAACCCUACGCAUGCGUCGAAUGCGGGAAAGCCUUCAGCCAAAGCGCAAACCUAGCGCAGCAUAAGAGAAUCCACACGGGGGAGAAGCCCUACGAGUGUAAGGAGUGCAGGAAGGCCUUCAGCCAGAACGCGCACCUUGCUCAGCAUCAGAGAGUGCACACCGGAGAGAAACCUUACCAGUGUAAAGAGUGUAAAAAGGCCUUCAGCCAGAUCGCCCACCUGACUCAGCAUCAGAGGAUUCACACCGGAGAGCGGCCCUUUGAAUGCACUGACUGUGGAAAAGCAUUUAGUAAUGGUUCGUUCCUGGCUCAGCAUCAGAGGAUUCAUACGGGUGAGAAACCAUACGUGUGCCACGUGUGUGGGAAAGCCUUUAGUCACCGUGGCUACCUAAUCGUGCAUCAGAGAAUCCACACAGGGGAGAGGCCCUACGAGUGUAAAGAGUGCAGGAAGGCCUUCAGCCAGUAUGCACACCUUUCUCAACACCAGAGAGUGCACACCGGAGAGAAACCUUACGAAUGCAAAGUGUGUAGGAAAGCGUUCAGCCAGAUCGCUUACCUUGACCAGCAUCAGAGGGUUCACACUGGGGAGAAGCCCUACGAGUGUAAAGAGUGUAGGAAGGCCUUCAGCAACAGUUCGUCGCUUGCACAGCACCAGAGAAGUCACACAGGAGAGAAGCCCUACAUAUGUAAGGAGUGUAGGAAGACAUUCAGCCAAAAUGCAGGCCUUGCACAACACCAGAGAAUCCAUACUGGAGAGAAACCUUACGAAUGUACUAUCUGCGGGAAGGCCUUCAGCUAUAGCGGCUCCCUCACCCUGCAUCAGAGAAUCCAUACGGGAGAGAGGCCCUAUGAAUGUAAAGAUUGCAGGAAGUCGUUCAGGCAGCGAGCACACCUUGCUCACCAUGAGAAAGUCCAUACGAUGGAGUCAUUCUUGUCCCUGUCCCCUUCGGCACCCUCUCUGUCGAGCCAGUUGCCAAGAACUCUAGGGUUUAUCUCCUAAAUCUGACCCAUUGGAACCAUUUAUAGGACAUCAUUCUUGUCCUCUACGGGUCACUCUGUUGUGUGUGGAAGAGUGAAUGAGUUUCUAGUGUAUUCACCCAUGCCUCUUAUCAGUUUCCACACUUCAGCCACACUUUACAAAACACGUUUGGUCGUAUUAUUCAUUCCUCAUUAAGUGAAAUUCCUUACCAACACCCAAGUUUGUAGGUAAAAGGCACACAGUUCUUAAAGUGACCUAACAGGCCACCUUGCCUCCAGAGCGCUGUUUCAAACUACCGGUUAAAGCCUUCAUGCCAAUAUUCCUCUCUCUCUCUCUCUCUCUCUCCC
Apodemus sylvaticus (European woodmouse) is the source of this 2418-nucleotide messenger RNA. It is a transcript of the gene Znf583, whose product is annotated as zinc finger protein 583. The record is from RefSeq and is a predicted model, not a curated record. Gene Ontology annotation, biological process: regulation of transcription by RNA polymerase II. The transcript is spliced from 5 exons. Bases 386 to 2092 code for a protein of 568 amino acids. Gene Ontology annotation, cellular component: nucleus. Lineage: Eukaryota; Metazoa; Chordata; Mammalia; Rodentia; Muridae. Gene Ontology annotation, molecular function: DNA-binding transcription factor activity, RNA polymerase II-specific; RNA polymerase II cis-regulatory region sequence-specific DNA binding.